CUCAAAGAUGGCGUCAGCUCUGGAGCCACUGCUCUCUGGCUGCAUUUUUCGGGCUUGUUGUUGUCUGUGUUUCGAGCGCUUUCUGGCACCUUCUCCUCGGCCGCUCGAGCUGAAAUUCCGGUUGCAGGAGCUGUUGAAAAUUACUCAGUAGGAAGAUGGUCAGCCUGUGUUGCUUCCUGGAGUGAGGGAUCUGUUCUGGACCGCAUUUUUCAACAGUGCUAAGAGGAUCCACAAGGAGGGAACAGACUGCUGCACAAUAUUUUCACUUUUGUAUUUCCCAAAAGGAAGAAACAGAACAUUUCCAAAAGUGCCGCCAUUAUUCCAAGCAAAGAUGCUCCAUCUAAACGGAUAACACUAAUGUUCGGAAUUGAGGAUUCUACCUGAUUGACUGUUUUCGGUGGACAAGACCGUAUCUAAGACUAUUGCAAGUGUGUUUUCUUUUGGAGUGCUUGGUGUGUCUGCCUGUUGCAUACCUCACCUCUUUGCUUUGGUGUGGCAAUCCUUUUGGAGGAAGGGUCACUGGGUUGGUGGAUCUGUUCCGGGUUGGUGGGGGGGAUUUAGGGAGCCUAUGCUAUGGUGAUCAGCUCCCUCUCUAACAGCCCCUGCUCAGGCACAGAGAGACUUACUACACCUCCCCGGGACAAAGGAUAGUCUCCUGAAAUAAGAGAGAGGAGGAGGAGGACAACGAGGCAGCGCCAGGGCUGAGGCCGCUGGGUGCUCCCUAACGGUUGUGAGAGUGUGUUAGGCCUCGGCCUAGCAGUAUUAAAGUAACCAUGGUGAAGCUGGCUAACCCGCUGUACACUACCUGGAUCUUGGAAGCCAUCAAGAAGGUAAAAAAGCAAAAGCAGCGGCCGUCCGAAGAACGUAUUUGCAAUGCGGUGUCAAUGUCCCAUGGGCUUGACCGCAAGACGGUCUUGGAGCACCUUGAGCUCAGUGUUAAAGAUGGUUCCAUACUCAAGGUGUCCAACAAGGGGCUCAACUCCUACAAGGACCCUGAUAACCCUGGACGUUUAUCAUUCCCAAAACCCAGGGCGGGUGGAGGAGGAGGAGGAGGAGGAGGAGGUGGUGGUGGCGGCGGUGGCGGCGGCGGUGGUGGUGGUGGUGGUGGUUCCAGCACCUCCAGCUCCAGCAAAAAGCCUGGUCUGGACUGGAACAAACUCAUCAAGCGUUCUCUGGAGGGGCUUCAUGAACCUGGAGGAUCAUCCCUAAAGAGCAUCGAACGCUUUCUGAAAUGCCAGGCAGAUGUUGCAGGUUAUCUGUCUGGCAGUGGCUCGAUGGGGCCAGGCAUUUUCCACCAGCAACUCCGGCUGGCUCUGAAGCGGGCCUGCUCUCAUGGACGGGUGGUUAAACAGGGACCUCUUUUUCGAUUGGUAAGCAGGAGUUCUCACGAUGGGACCGGCUGCGUGUCUCUUGAUUCUCUGCCUCCUGUGCGACUGCUGCCCCACGAACAAGACCGGCCUGUGGCAGAGCCUAUACCCAUCUGUAGUUUCUGUUUGGGGACCAAGGAACAGAAUCGUGACAAGAAGCCAGAAGAGCUCAUCUCAUGUGCAGACUGUGGGAACAGCGGGCAUCCAUCGUGUCUGAAGUUCUCUCCAGAGCUCACAGUGCGGGUCAAAGCUCUGUGGUGGCAGUGUAUCGAGUGCAAGACCUGCAGCAGCUGUCAGGACCAAGGAAAAAAUGCAGACAACAUGUUGUUUUGCGACUCCUGUGACCGAGGCUUCCAUAUGGAGUGCUGUGACCCUCCACUAACGCGAAUGCCGAAAGGCAUGUGGAUCUGUCAGAUCUGUCGGCCAAGAGAAAAGGGAAGAAAACUCUUACAUGACAAAGCAGCACAAAUCAAACGGCGAUACAAUGCACCACUGGGGCGACCGAAGGGAAGACCGGGCCGUCCCUUUAAGAAGAUUCGCGGUGGUGGGCGUGGCCGGAGAAGGCGGGGCGCUGGAGGUGUGGACCAGUGCUCACAAGGCUCCUCCUCCCCACACUCUUCCUCAAGCUCCUCCUGCGAAGGUUACCCCGGCGACGAUCGCAUGCUGUUUUCUCUGAGAGAAGAUGACUCUGCACAUGGUAGCCUGCGUUUUAACAAGAAAACAAAGGGUCUGAUCGACGCCCUCAGCAAGUUCUUCACGCCAUCCCCAGAUGGGCGGAAAGCCCGUGCCGAAGUGGUGGACUAUUCCCAGCAAUAUCGCAUGCGCAAGAAGGGCAACCGGAAAGGCGAGCACGAUGACAGGACAGGAGACAAUCAGGAGUGCGGAGACAGCUGGCGGGAGGAUGAAGACAAGCUGCCAGGACACGAGAAUCUAACUGAGAACGACGUGGAGCUCUUCAGGCACAUUCAGGAACUCGCACUACAGAAAGUUGGGGUGACUGGUCCACCCGAUCCCCAGAUGCGCUGCCCAUCAGUUAUAGAGUUUGGAAAGUAUGAAAUUCAGACGUGGUACUCUUCUCCAUACCCACAGGAGUACAGCAGGCUCCCUAAGCUCUACCUCUGCGAGUUCUGUCUGCGCUACAUGAAGAGCCGCAGCAUUCUCUACCAGCACAUGCGAAAGUGCAACUGGUUCCACCCGCCUGCCAACGAGAUCUACAGGAAGGACGACGUGUCCGUGUUUGAGGUGGAUGGAAAUGUCAGCACAAUAUACUGUCAGAAUCUCUGUCUGCUUGCCAAGCUCUUCCUGGACCAUAAGACGCUAUACUAUGAUGUGGAGCCCUUCCUUUUCUACGUACUCACACAGAACGACAAUAAAGGCUGCCAUCUCGUGGGUUACUUCUCAAAGGAGAAGCAUUGUCAACAGAAGUAUAACGUGUCCUGUAUCAUGAUUCUUCCACAAUAUCAGCGCAAGGGCUAUGGGCGAUUCCUCAUUGACUUCAGUUACCUUCUUUCCAAAAGGGAAGGCCAGCCGGGCUCACCAGAGAAGCCACUGUCGGACCUUGGCCGGCUAUCCUACAUGGCAUAUUGGCGUAGUGUGGUGCUGGAAUGCCUACAUGAGAUCAGAGAUCGACAGCUCUCCAUCCGCAAACUCAGCAAAGUCACAGGCAUCUGUCCUCAAGAUAUUACAGCCACCCUGUUAAAUCUAAACAUGUUGGAACAGAAAGGGGACGGGGUAAUUAUUAUGCGCAGAGAAAAGCUGGUAGCCAAUCACAUGGCUCGACUGAAAGCCAAACCCCGGCUCCUUGAAGUUGACCCAGAUUGUUUGCGCUGGACACCUGUUAUUGUCACCAACACAGUAGUAUCUGAAGGAGAAGGGGAUGAGGAUGAAGAAGAGGAAGGAGAGGAGGAACGUAAAGAGAUCAAACCCAGCCACAAGAGCUCUCCGCUUUCUUGGCAUAUGAAAGGAGAACGGGAAAAUGAGGAAGAAAAACAGAGCUUUCCAGCAUUCCCAAAAAACCAAAGCUCUCCACCAUCCUCUUCUGUUUGCAACAAUGUUCUCAGUCCUGAACGCCACUCCAAUUUUCUUGCAGCUAACGGAGAGCGCAGGGGACCAGGGCGCCCUCCCAAAAACUGGUUGUGGGGAAAGGUAAAGGACGCACCUCGUACAGUUCCAGGUCGGCCACGCAAACUAAAGGCCACAGGAGAUGAAGAUGAUGAUGAUGACGACGAUGAUGAUGAGGAGGAGGAGGAUGAUGAAGAGGAGGAGGAGGAAGAGGAAGAAGAGGAGGAUGAAAGGACUGGCAUCAAUAAAGUGACUGCAUCACCAUCUUUACACUCAGCCUUAGAAAAUGAGCCGGACUCCACAUCAGCCUGUCCCAUGGAACCCUCUAGGCACCCUACAGUUCCACCCCAACGCAACAGAGGCCGGCCUCCACGAAAAAAGCGUGGCCCAAAACGCAGGCUCAGUGAGGAACCUGGAGAUGAUCUGCCAUUGUUGCCCAACAACACAAAGCUGAGUGAACCCUUGCCAGUCUCUCCAGCCUAUAUGAGUGAGAGCAGUGAAGAUGAGGAGGAAGAUGAGGAGGAAGAGUUAAGGCCUCGUUCACCACCUAUCCUCACAAAACCCACAUUAGGACUAAAAAGCAAGUCUCAGAAGUCCUUGCGGAAGCGGCGUGUGCGUCAGCGCAGCCAUCCCCACAGCAGUGUAGUUACAGAGACCAUCUCAGAGACAACUGAAGUUUUGGAUGAGCCAUUUGUGGAUUCAGAUUCUGAAAGACCCAUGCCCAGACUAGAAGAGGAAACUCCUUUUGGCACCCCUUUACGAUGCUAUACAGCAGCCCGAAAACACAUGGGACCUGCCCUUAAAAGCAUCAGCAGAAGCACUCUGUCUGAAUCAGAGGAAGAUGAUCCCACUCCUGUGCUGAAACCAAUUGCUGUCCUGAGAAGACCUGAAACUUCCGAUGCCACACAAAGAACAGAGGCAACAUCCGAGAUGCCUGAGGUUCCAGUAAAGAAGAAGAAAGGUUGGCCUAAGGGCAAAAGUCGCAAGCCACUCCACUGGAAGAAGCGGCCAGGCAGGAAGCCUGGUAGUGGAGUCAGUCAGACAGAUGACACCGAUCUAGCAGUUCCGUCUUCUGAGGACCCUCCUCCCUCAAAAAUCAAAAUGAAGCCUGGCAGGAAACCUCGUAGCUAUUACCUGCAGCGGGCCCAAGAGGAAGAGGUUCAACAGGAGUUUGAACCAAGCCAGUUGACUUCGCAACAACAACAACAACAACAGCCACAGACAGAUAAUUUAGCACAGGAGGAAAAGGCCUGUAAAAGGACAGCUAGAGCCUUAAUAUCUGAAAUCAGCCCUGAGAAGCAGAAAGACUCAGAAGAGGAUGAUGAUUUUCUUCAGAGUUUUAGAGAGUCAUCCAGGCCCAAAAAGCGAGGUCGGCCACCAAAAAAUGCCAACCUCCCUUCCACUGUUCCCAAACCUCCCCCUUUGUCUGAGCCAGAAGAGGAAGAUGAGGAGGAAGACCGAUGGACGGAGGAAAAGCUCAGUCGUCCACCUUCUCGAACCAUGUCACAGUCUUCCAGCUCCAGAGUCCCUCAACCAAGAGCUAACGCAAACAUGGCAGAUGCAGAGGAAGAUGAGGAGCAAGAUGAUGAAGAUUGUAAUAACAGGGUCAGUCGGAAAACAGCAACAACACCAGGCUCUGGGAGUCGACGUAGUGAUGACCAUGAUGCUGAUGAUGAAGGGGAUGGUCGUCUUGAAGAAAAAAGUGACAGCAGCAAUAGCAGUAAAAGGCGAAAAGGCCAAGACUCUGAGGAUGAUGUGGAGGAGCAGGAGGAUGAGGAAGAGGAACCACAAUCACCUGCUCAAACUCCACCUGUAAAAGAAGAACCCCAGAGCAGUGAGGGUUUUUUAGACAUACAGACUAACGUGGCUCGAGACUAUGUCAGCAAACAAGAAGAGGGUGACGACGAUGAAGAUGAGGCAGAGGAAGUGCAGGAGGUGAAGAAUAACUCUGCUGAUACCGAUGAACGCAGGCGCCGAGAGCAAGAGGAAUCUGCAGCGGCUGCAGCAGCUGUAGAGACAGUAACUGCCAUUGCAGACCCUUCCGAACCAAUGGACAUGCAGCCUUUACACGUUGAGGACAAAACUGUUCUCAUGAUGGGGGCUGAGCACUCACACCAGCAUCCUGACUUCAAAGAUGACCUGAGCCACCAGCAACAUACACAUCACCACAGUAGUGAGCUGGAUCUGGAAACUGUGCAAGCUGUCCAGUCACUCACGCAAGGUGAGGCCCAGGAGGAGGAUGCAGAGUCCCAUGAAGCCUACCAGGACUGUGAGGAGACUCUGGCUGCCUGUCGAACCCUCCAAAGUUACAGUCAUACAGGUGAAGGUGAGGAAGAAACUCUAGCCUUAGUGGAAGAGUGUGGAGCCUCGCAGCAUAGUCCCAUGCCCAACCCAACAAUGCCCACAUUACCGAACCAGUCUGUCCGUUCAGUCAACAGCCCUGGAAUGACUCCAGGUCCUAUGGAGCCUGGGCCAGGGGUGUCGGGUCCCACAGGAACUGGAGGGGGAACAGGAGGAGGCUAUACCCAAAUAACCCCAGAGCAUCCCAGCUCUCUAUCAGCUCCUUCUUUGCAAAACAUGGAGACCUCCCCUAUGAUGGACGUACCUUCAGUUUCUGAUCAUUCACAGCAAGUUGUAGACAGCGGCUUUAGCGACCUAGGCAGCAUUGAGAGCACCACCGAAAACUAUGACAAUCCGAGCAGCUAUGACUCAACUAUGGGUGGUGGAGGUAAUGGAGGAGGGAAUGGAAGCAAUGGAGGUGGUAUGUCAGCUGCCACUGCAGCAGCGGUGGCUGCUUCCUCUACAUCUUCUUCAUCAUCUUCUAGUUCAGCCACACCAUCAUCGUCAUCUUCACAAGGCAACAGCUGCUCCUUUGUCUCAACUCCUGGGUUGACGUCCUCCAGCACAGGCGUUGGCUCUCAAAUCUCCAUGGGAAGUUGCAGCCUUAUCCAGCAAACAGGUCCUGGCCCAACCAAUGGACCGGGUUCUAACAGUACUAGUGGUGUCCCGCAACCUCCACCCCCACCUCCUCCUACUUCUGCCAGCACUCCAACUUGUGGUAUAAAGUCUCCACAAGGCUGCGUCAUAGAAAGGCCACCAAGUGCCAACCAGCAGCAACAAAAAAAGGUCUCACAACCCCCUCAACAACAACAAAACCCUCAACCACAGCCUCCCCCCUCUGCUCCCCCACCCCCUCCACCUCAACAGCAAGCCCUCUCACAGUGCAGCAUGGGAAACGGCUUUGCUUCAAUGCCCAUGAUUAUGGAGAUUCCUGAAAGUGCAGGCAGCGGUGGAGGAGGCCGGAGUUUGUAUGAUCGAAUGGGCCAGGACUUUGGUGCUGGUGGUUACAGUUUAGCCAAACUCCAGCAGCUAACAAACACUAUCAUGGACCCCCAUGGCAUGUCUUAUUCGCAUUCAGCUGCAGUCACCUCAUAUGCGACAAGUGUUUCACUGUCUAACCCAGGGUUAGCGCAGCUUACGUCUUCUCCACACCCACCCUUGGGCCAGGCUCAGCCCACUAUGACUCCACCUCCCAAUUUGGGUUCUGGGUCCAUGAACCUUGGGUCUCCCUUAAUUCAGUGCAACAUGACGGGCGCUAACAUUGGACUACCUCCCACUCCCCAUCCGCAACGGUUGCAAGGCCAAAUGGCCACCGUCAAAGGCCACAUUUCAAUUCGGUCCAAAGCCUCUCAAAUACCUGCGGGCUCCCCUCACCAGCAGCAAUUGUACAGUCGCAGUUCUGGCGCUGUGACCAUGCAGGGCUCCCCACGGACUCUAGCUGUUCAGCGUGGCAUGAUGACCAACCUCAUGCCCACACCUGCCGCCUACAACUCUAUGAACAUGAAUCCACUCAAUGCUGCCAUGUCCGCUGGCUAUCGCAUGCCACAGCCAAUGAUGAACAGUGGGUACCACAGUAACCCACCCUAUAUGAACCAGCCAGCCCAAUACCCCAUGCAAAUGCAAAUGGGAAUGAUGGGAGGGCAGGCUUACCCUCAGCAGCCUAUGCAGCCCAAUCACCAUGGCAACAUGAUGUACACGGGCCCCUCGCACCACAGCUACGCUGGCGUCCCCAAACAGUCGCCUUACAUGAGCAGAUGAGCACCAGAGAAUGAGCAGAGAGCUGAGAGACGUACCCCACCGGACUCUGCAUCUCUGUACUUAAUCCAUUUGUAUCCACCCUCCAACGUCUGGGCAAAAAGGCAACAAGAUAAGUGAGCUUGGUGGAGGAAGAGGACAUAGAGACUGCGACAAAUUCUUUUCCUUUCUAAAUAUGUUGUCGUCAAAGCUCUGUUCCUUUUAGGUUCAUUUCCCCAAUGCUGACAGAGCUGGGGAGUCGAUGAUAGCCUGAUCAGGGAGAUGAUCUAGUGGACCUUUAUUAUGGCAAAUGUCAUGCUCCCACCCACAGACCCUGUCUGUCAUGGUUGUACCAACAAGGGUUGGUCCACCAAAAUGUCCUCCACUCCAUUCGUGAGACAGGAGCGAAGCAUCAAAGCAGUUACAGGGGAAGUGGACCUAACUUUUCAAACUGAGAGAGAAAUAAAUUUACGUCGUUAAUGAACAUACAUUGAAUCAUGCACACAAUCGUUCAAUUGACAUAGGAAGCCUUACCUAAAAAGAGAGAAAAUAAUUGUAGAUGAACUUUUUUUUCUUUUUUAUUAUAUUAUUAUUAUUAUUUUUCUUUAUUUUUAAUAUGUUCUCUGUUUUUCCAAUGACUGUUGAAAUGCUUGUUUCAGUCUGACCUUCUCAUGCUUAUGUGUGUGGCUGUUCUGGACAAAGUGAUUCACGCUCACUCAUUCAUACACUCAUUCACUCACACACAGCUCCAUAGCCACUUGAGAGCUCACCUGGAGGCACUUGUUGGGACACACAUAAACAGUGUCCAAUUUUUCUGUAAAUCUGUGUCUUCCCAGUAUGGAAUCAUGUAUAUCCAGUUGUAAGAGCUCAAACAGGCACCUCAUAAUAAACACCACGCAUCCAUAGACCCGACCCGACAAUAGUUAAUGUAAAUAUUCUGGUACUACCUGGUUCACAGCACAGCCUGGCAAAAUCCAACACUCCACUCCACAGAUGUCACCAGAGGGCGCAGCUAUCCUAUAUGGGAAGGUCUUUAAUUUCAUACUACACAGUGCAGCGUCCAAAUAAAGUGUGUGGGUAAAAAGGGUUUAACCAUGCAGGAGCAGACUUAGCAUCGCAACGAGAUGUCUCCUGAAGUAGUCCUUACUGUAGCACCAGUAAGAAGCGCUGCUCGUACUCCAGCUGAUCAUGCGCUUGUGAUGUUAGCUGUUAGCCACAAGAGGGAGCUGUACAAAUAUGUUGAUCCAUGUCUGCAAUGCACACAUGGACAAAUGAACACUCUCAUACCCAGGAUAAAGGUUAAAGUGCAUGACGUCCUGAGAUGGUUACUGUUUUAGGACAACGGGCAGAGAAUUUCUUAAUGUUCCAGUAUUCGUUGUCGAUAUGAGGAAUCUUUCUCGAAGACCUGACGUUUCAUAUAUUAUUUGUGCGCUUUUGUUUUUCUGAAUUUUAUCAGACUGGGCAGCUUUCUUUUAUGACACAAGCUGACUCUUUUUGACUUUAGAAGACUUAUUGUAGAGAAAAAUGUUUUUUCUAAAAUAUAAAAGAAGAAUUCUGACAUGGAUAUUGGUACUGUCAUUUUUUUCACUUCUGUUUCAGGAAAAAAAAAAACAAUGCAUAUUUUUUAGCUCGACUCUUGGGGUAAUAUUAUUAAGAAAUUCAAAACUAAAAAAAAUGACAACUCACUUUUAGUGAAUUUAAGAUGCCUUUAACCUUUCCAUUCCAUCUCAUCUCUAGAGUUUUCUAUCUUUGUGUAGUAUAUUAAUGCUAUUUUAAAAACAAAAGGAAAAAACAGAUAUCUAAAGGUCACUUAGCGUUAUUUUCUAUUUGUUUUUUUUUUUUGUUUGUUUUUUUUUUCUUGGUUAUUGUGUGUGUAUAGGACAACUUCCUUACAUCUAUGAGGCAUGUAAAAUGAGCUCAGUAUAUUUCUGUCUGUUUAUAUUGCUUACCUUUUCGUAUACUUUGUAAUUGUACAUGGUGAGUUGUAAGCUAAGAGAGAGCCUGGUAGCCCGGAGAAAGAAAGAGAGAGAGAGCCAAGCUGGGGCGCUCGGUGAUGGUCGGAAGCGUCCACCUUCCACUCCUCUCUGUUUUGUCCUUGUAUGUAUUUCCAUUUAUUUGUUUCUUUUCUUUUUCUUAGCAAGUACUUUCAAAGAACUCUGUACAUUUUAACAUGAAACAAAAAUAAAUUAUGUUGAGCCAU
Danio aesculapii is the source of this 9702-nucleotide messenger RNA. It is a transcript of the gene kat6a, whose product is annotated as K(lysine) acetyltransferase 6A. Lineage: Eukaryota; Metazoa; Chordata; Actinopteri; Cypriniformes; Danionidae. Gene Ontology annotation, molecular function: histone acetyltransferase activity; DNA binding. Gene Ontology annotation, cellular component: MOZ/MORF histone acetyltransferase complex; nucleosome. The transcript has 17 exons. The coding region runs from base 774 to 7526 and encodes 2250 amino acids. Gene Ontology annotation, biological process: regulation of DNA-templated transcription; nucleosome assembly. The record is from RefSeq and is a predicted model, not a curated record.